AAAAUCAAAAUUUUACUUUUUCCACAAAAUUUUUAUUCUUUGGUUUAAGGUGGUUUUAAAUAGAUUUUAUCUCCAUAAAUAUGUAUAUUCAAAAUUAUAAAAAUCCUUUAAAUUCUUCCUUAUUUAUAAUCCCAGCUUAGUGAUGCGGCUUAUGAUCUCCAUGGUGAGGUGGAUGCGGCUCUGGAUGGUGAUCUCCAGGAUGACCAGGACCCUUUGGUGGGUGUGGGUUGUGUGGCUGGUGAGGUGGUGGAGACAUUUUUCCAAUAGCAAGUGAAAUUCUUAACUGAAGUUUAGCCUCGAUUUCCACACUAUAUAUAGUGGCAGGAAUACGAUUGAGGUAUUGGUUUUUCCAUCAAAACUCUUUAUCAGCCGAGCGAUAAAGUCAGUUUAGUAUUUGACGUUUCAUAUCGGAAUUUCCCAAAUGACAAAGCAAUGGGAAAAAUAAAAAUCUAGCCCCCCCUUGGUUUUCCAUUCUUACAUGAUUUAUUUAUUCGUAUGAUUUGUUUCAGUUAGUCUGUAAUAUUUUUAUAAUUUUGAGUAAAAUUUUCUCGUGUAAAAGAUAUGAAAAACAAUCUCUGGAAUACGCUGCAGGAAGUGGAAGAAGUCAAAGUUUCUUUUGAGCAAACCUUAAGGAAUAUCAAUCAUAUCCAAAAUCGAUAUAAUAUGGUUUCAGCUCUAAAGAGAAAGGCUGCCAAACGCAAGGAAGCUUUCGAGGCAGAGAUCCAAGGGUGCUAUAACAGAGACCAAAGCGCCCACAAAAAGAGGGUCAAGAAAACCAAGGCAGCCUGCUAUGUUAAUCAGAGUAGUCAUUUGGCUAUCGCUCCUAAUAAUACCCUAUCUGAGAAUGACCUGGUGGAACCAUUCGUGUGCCUUGAAACCAACUGCAUCUACGAGAUACAUAAAACCACAACUAAAUUGGUGACCCGGAAGCCUUAUGGUGCUCUCAUCAGGAGACUUUACCGAUCAGCCAAGAGGAAGAAUAGGCAGCAGGAUCAGGAUGAGGAUCUGAUGUGUCCAGACUUGAAUACCUACUACUGUUCCUGCUCAUCUUGCUGUGUUGGAAUGCCUGUAAAUUGAUUGUGAUUUUGUGUUGCAUAUUUUUAGGCUGGCGGUAAUAAGCUUAAAAGUUUCUAGCCAAAAUUUUGUAUAAUCAAUGAAAUUAUUAAAUAUUAAAUUAAAUGAUGUUGAAAAAGCAA
This is a messenger RNA of Drosophila eugracilis, 1196 nucleotides long. RefSeq lists its product as uncharacterized. NCBI's taxonomy places the organism in Eukaryota, Metazoa, Arthropoda, Insecta, Diptera, Drosophilidae. The record is from RefSeq and is a predicted model, not a curated record.